UAUUAUUGAUUUACGUAGUUUCCGGUCUAGUUGAUGUCGAUGUGUGACACAUGCAUUAGUGUGAGUGUGACAUCCAAGUUCCUUGACCGGUGUUGGUUCAUUUUGAUAUUUACCUUAUUGAUUUUAUAGUAAAAACAAUAAAUAGAACUUUGUCAAAAUGGUAAGAGGCGGACGUGGUGGAAUGAUAAGAGGUGGACGAGGAGGAAUGGGCCGUGGAAUAGGUUUCCCAAGAAAACAAUUUUUACCUCGUCAUCCAUUUGAUCUUACUCUCUGCGAAGCAGCAUUUAAUCGUGUCAAACCUGCUCCAGAUGAAGCAGAUUUCACUUCGGCUCUUCUUAAAAAAUCAACUGAUAUGAGCCCAACACAAAAAGAACAGACGUCAAUUUUAAAUCUUGUCACUAAAUUGCAAAGUGUUUUAGAUAAUUUAAUCGUUGCACCAGGCACUUUUGAAGCUUGUCAAUUAGAGGAGGUGCGACAAGUUGGAAGUUUCAAAAUGGGAACAAUGAUUAAAGGACACAAUAUAGCGGAUAUUGUUGUUAUUCUAAAAACACUGCCAACAAAAACAGCUGUCGAAGCACUUGGAACCAAAGUUCAAGUUGAUCUCAAAACUGGAAAUCCAAAGGAAAAUUUCCGAUUAACACAAACCGAAAGGGGUUUUGAUAUUGCAACCAAUGAAGCCACUGUUAGAGUAUUGAUCACAACUCUUCAUCAAAAUUUGAGAAAAUUGGAAUCUGAUCAGCAUCUUGAUAUUAAAAUUUGCCAAGGUCAUUUGGCAGCUAUCAGGCAUUCUCGCUGGUUCGAAGAAAAUGCUCAUCAUUCAAGUAUCAAAGUUUUGAUUCGUUUGCUAAGAGAUUUACGAUCACGAUUCGAAGGUUUAGAACCUCUUUCACCGUGGAUGUUAAAUUUAUUAGCCCAUAAUGCUAUUAUGAAUAAUCCCAGCAGACAGGCACUGCCAAUUAAUCAGGCUUAUCGUCGAGUUCUUCAACUUCUUGCAUCGGGUCUAUUUCUACCAGGAUCCGCUGGAAUUUCCGAUCCUUGCGAAGGAGGAAAUAUUCGAGUUCACACAGCAAUGUCCCUUGAACAACAGGAUCUCGUUUGUUUGACUGCUCAAACUCUUCUUCGUGUUCUUGCUCACGGUGGUUAUCGACCAUUGCUCGAAGGUUCAAAUAAAUUAGCCGUGGAAAUGAGUGUUUGGGCUGGUGGCGUAGUUGCGAGUCCCCUUGAGAAAGCCUAUGAACCACCAACAGAACAGGAACAACAAGAGGAUAUGGAGGAAUCUAAUGAGGAAAUGAUCACUGGAUAAGAAUGUUUAGUUCAAUGUUCUUGGAUUUCUGAAUCAUUAAAGAAAUUAAAUUCAUAUUUAAUUUUACUUGUCAAAAAAUAGAAUAUUCAGAAUUUCGAGUACAUUUAAUAGUUUUUUUUUUAUAAAUGUAUACUAAACGAGUGAAUGAUUUUGUGUCGUAAAUCUUUAUUAUAAAUUAGAAUUCAUUGACAAAUAAAUUUGACAGUGGCGUGAUUGA
This is a messenger RNA of Leptopilina boulardi, 1520 nucleotides long. Its product is annotated as interleukin enhancer-binding factor 2. The transcript has 5 exons. Bases 158 to 1303 code for a protein of 381 amino acids. Lineage: Eukaryota; Metazoa; Arthropoda; Insecta; Hymenoptera; Figitidae. The record is from RefSeq and is a predicted model, not a curated record.